Messenger RNA from Caenorhabditis elegans, 350 nucleotides. RefSeq lists its product as uncharacterized. The record is from RefSeq and is marked reviewed. The coding region runs from base 3 to 293 and encodes 96 amino acids. The transcript has 2 exons. NCBI's taxonomy places the organism in Eukaryota, Metazoa, Nematoda, Chromadorea, Rhabditida, Rhabditidae.
ACAUGCUCUGCAAAAUUUUCAUCCCAUCUCUUCUUCUCCUUUUCACGACUUCAACUGCAUUUGACAAGGAGCUUGGUAAAAAGUGUUACAUUUCGUGUGUCAACUCUACAAGUAUCGCUGAAUGGGAAACAUGCGAAAAAACGUGUUUUGGGCAAGGAGAUGAUGAGGAUAAAGCUUAUAUAAAUUGUUAUGUCAAUUGUGUCGAUCUGUACUUCGCUCCGGAUGGCAAGUUGAUAGAUUUUAACAACUUUCUAAAAUGCGCCGAAGAAUGCCCAGGAGCUACUGAUCACUGAGGAUCAAAUGUUUCAUUUGAAUAAAUGUUUAAAUUUAAUUUUUUUAAAUGAAUAUUU